Messenger RNA from Vespa crabro (European hornet), 7942 nucleotides. RefSeq names its product protein lap4 (gene scrib). Gene Ontology annotation, biological process: neurotransmitter receptor transport postsynaptic membrane to endosome; neurotransmitter receptor transport, endosome to postsynaptic membrane. The record is from RefSeq and is a predicted model, not a curated record. NCBI's taxonomy places the organism in Eukaryota, Metazoa, Arthropoda, Insecta, Hymenoptera, Vespidae. The coding region runs from base 577 to 6501 and encodes 1974 amino acids. Gene Ontology annotation, molecular function: protein binding. The transcript is spliced from 34 exons. Gene Ontology annotation, cellular component: adherens junction; postsynaptic density; postsynaptic membrane.
CUCUCUCUCUCUCUCUCUCUCUCUCUCUCUCUCUCUCUCUCUCUCUCUCCUCUCCCUCUACUUUCUAACAUGUUCUCUUUCGAGCACGAUUCUUUUGCACACUCGAUCGGUUUCUUUCUCGUCAUGGAAACGAUCGACGGUGCUCUUCGAAGGUUUUAAAGAGGAAGCAUGUGUAUAGGAAAAGUUUUCAAGACGCGUCAAUAAAGAUAAGAGAAAUGUCUCAUGUAUGAAUAUUUGUUGUGCGAUACGACAUAACUGAUAGUUAUAGUUUACGCAACAAAAAGGCGAGACUGAACGGACGAGUUUCAUUAACGGGACAUUAUCUUUACUCUCGUCGUACUACGAUUGAGAGCUUUGGAGGGAGAAACAGAGAAAAGACAGACAAAGAGAGGGGGGAGUGAUAGCGUAUUACGACUUUGCAGUAGUAUUACGAAAAGAUGCAAUCUUCGGGUGAACGAUACGACCUUUUAUUACGGAAAUCACCUCGACUAUCUUUCCAAGACUCCUUUGGUCAUAUAUUAUUUUCAUGAUACGUUUUAUCGUUUUCAUUCUUCGACCUGUCAGUAGCAUUGAGUCAUGCCAACCACGUGUUUACCCGAUAUACCAGACAUUCCUGAAAACAUUAAGAACUUACAAGCAUUACAAAUUGCAGAUUUUAGUAGUAACCCUAUUCCUAGACUUCCCGCAGGGUUUGUAGAGCUAAGAAAUUUAACUAUUCUUGGCCUGAAUGAUAUGUCCCUUGCAAAAUUACCACCUGAUUUUGGAAGCUUGGAAGCAUUACAAUCAUUGGAGUUACGUGAAAAUUUACUCAAGGUUUUGCCUGAAUCUCUUUCGAAACUGAGUAAACUUGAACGACUAGACCUUGGUGAUAAUGAACUUGAAGAAUUACCAGCCCACAUAGGAAAAUUACCAGCAUUACAAGAACUAUGGCUGGAUCACAACCAAUUACAGCACUUACCUCCUGAAAUUGGUGAACUAAAAACAUUGGCGUGUUUAGAUGUUUCUGAAAACCGUUUAGAGGAUCUUCCUGAAGAAAUAAGUGGUUUAGAAUCUUUAACAGAUUUACAUUUAUCACAAAAUGUUAUUGAAAAGUUACCAGAUGGAAUUGGUGAUCUGAAAAAGUUAACUAUUCUGAAAGUUGAUCAAAAUAGGCUAUCUACGCUUAAUCCAAAUAUAGGAAGAUGCGAGAAUUUGCAAGAAUUAAUUCUGACAGAAAAUUUUCUUUUAGAAUUACCUGCAUCUGUAGGAAAUCUUCUUAAUUUAAAUAAUCUGAAUGUGGAUAGAAACAGUCUACAAACUUUGCCCACAGAAAUUGGAAAUUUAAAACAAUUAGGUGUGCUUUCUUUAAGAAAUAACAAAUUGAAGUUCCUUCCAAUAGAAGUCGGCCAGUGUUUAUCUCUACAUGUUCUGGAUGUAUCUGGAAACAGGUUACAAUACUUGCCAUAUUCUUUAAUAACUCUCAACCUAAAAGCAGUCUGGUUGAGUGAAAAUCAAGCACAACCUAUGUUAACCUUCCAAAAUGAUGUUGAUGAAGAAACUGGAGAAAAAGUACUUACAUGUUUUCUUCUGCCCCAAUUGGAGUAUCAUCCUGAUGAUUCUGGAAGAUUAGGUACGUUGGUUGGAAUAAGAACUACUGUUCAAGGAGACAUACCUGAGCUUAGUGAUGAUGAAGGAUGGCAGGAACGGGAAGCAUCUAGAACACAUUCGGUAAAAUUCACAGAUGAACCACCUGAAGCAGAUAAGGAGACACCAUUUGUUCGACAAAAUACACCACAUCCGAAAGAACUAAAAGCAAAGGCUCAUAAAUUGUUUAGUAAAGGAAGAAAUGACAGUAGAUCUGGUUCUACUGAUGAACAGGAUGUUUCCCAAACAUUUGGUUUAGAUAAAACUGAAUCAGAAACAUCAAUCAAACCCAAUGAAGAAGUACAAAAUAUAAUAGAACAAGAUCAAUUUUCAGAACAUGAAGUUUCUAGAGGCGAACAAAAAGAAUUGGAAACAUUACCUGAUAGUACAGAUACUCAAACUAACAAUGAAACUGCUGCCUUUUCUUCACAGGGUGCUACAGAACCAACUGUUAAUACAGGUUCUGAUGGAACUAUAUCAGAUUUAAAAGGUAAGGAUGAUGAUGAAUCUGAAACUGAAGAUAUGCAAAGGCAUGUCGAGUUUUCUGUUAUAGAAGACACAGAUUAUGAAGGAUCUGGUGAAACAAGUAAACCAAAUAGACUUCAUCGUCGGGACACACCACAUCAUUUAAAAAAUAAACGUAUUCAUACAGCAAUUGACAAAGAAAAAGUAGCUUCACUUAUUGCACAGGCAUUAAUGAAAAAAUCUGAUGAGACUCCUACAACUAUUGUUCCUGAACAAGCAGAAUCCUCAGAAAAUAUAGAUGUACAUAGCCAAGGUGCAACAUCGGAUGUAGAACCAACGUUAGAAGUAAGGGAAGAACAAUAUGAGAUUCAUAUUGAACGAACGACAGGUGGACUUGGUUUGUCUAUAGCAGGAGGGAUUGGAUCAACCCCAUUUAAGGGUGACGAUGAAGGCAUUUUCAUAUCCAGAGUUACAGAAGGUGGACCUGCUGAUUUAGCUGGUCUAAGAGUAGGGGAUAAAGUAAUAUCUGUUAAUGGAGUUUCAGUAGUAAAUGUAGAUCAUUAUGAUGCCGUUGAAGUUCUCAAAGCGUGUGGACGUGUAUUGAUACUAGUUGUAUUAAGAGAAGUAACAAGAAUAGUGCAAUCGUAUGAGCAGAAUUCAAUGAGAAAGGACUCAUUGUGCUCUAGUUUGAGCACAAGUAGAGCACCAAGCGCAACAUCUUAUGUAUCAUCUACAGCUUUAUCACAUAAUUUAGAAAAUGGUGAUACUUGUAAUACACUUGAAGCUGGGAAGGUAAAGAGGCUUCCUGAACCAUUACCUACAAAAGUAGGUAGUGAACCUAUGGUGUCUGUUCUUAUACAUACAACAUUAAUACGGGACCAAAAUGGACUAGGAUUUAGUAUUGCCGGUGGUGAAGGUUCACCACCAGUUAAAGACAAUAGUGAUGCUAUAUAUAUUUCGAGGAUAACUGAUGGUGGAGUUGCACAAAAAGAUGGCAAGUUAUUAGUUGGAGAUAAAGUAAUAUCUAUUAAUGGUGUUGAAAUGAGAGGAGCCAAACAUGAACAAGCAGUAGCUUUACUUACGGGCUUAGAAAGAUUUGUUCGACUCGUUGUUGAACGUGAAAUGCCACUUUCUCAAGCAAAUCCAGCUACAAUAGUAACUCCAUCUGAGAAAUCGCCUCGCGUUAUUGGUGCACCUAGACCAUAUACAGGUUUAUAUAAUGCUAAUAGCUAUAUGGCAAAUAGACCAGCUUACGCUGGUUAUCGUCGUUCUAUGGAUGCUGAGAAAACUUUAUCUCCAAGUCCUACUUCAAAAACACCACCACCAAUAAAAUCAGACAUGGUGAAUGCAGCACCAAAAAUGAAUGGCAUUGGUGAUCCAGGAAAUAACGUUAAAAGCGUUCCUUCUAUGCCGCUUAGUCCAACAAAUAGUCAAAUUUAUCCACAACCUGCUCCAAGACACAGUGUAACGCAGUCAACGGCAGCACCAACUACUAAUACUAAUUCUACACCUACGUCUUCAACGGAACCUAGACCAACAUCCCCGUUGGAAGAUAUACAGGUACCGAAGCCAAUCACCAACGAGGAAUUUCAGGCCAUGAUUCCUGCCCAUUUCCUUCGACCUCCAACAUCCUCACCUUCGCCAGAUUCCCAUCAAGGUCCUAUUGUGACAGUGACAAUCAAGCAACCUGACAAUCUACCCGGAGAUGUUAACUUUCCUCCAGCUCCUACGACAAUUGGUAAAGUUACUGAAACCAUCACAAAGAGUACACUCACAGAGACCGUCGUUACUAGAGUGACUGAUAAUCAACUGGUGCAGCCAGUUAUUAUUGAGGAUGUCGUGUUGGUGAAAGAAGGAUCACUUGGAUUCAGUAUAAUAGGAGGAACUGAUCAUUCCUGUACUCCAUUUGGUGCAAAGGAACCUGGAAUUUUUAUAUCUCACGUUGUACCUGGUGGUAUAGCAGCAAAAUCUGGUAAGCUUAGAAUGGGUGAUAGAAUACUGAAGGUAAACGGGACUGAUGUAACAAAAGCAACUCAUCAGGAAGCUGUAAUGGAACUUUUACGACCUGGAGAUCAAAUUGUACUUACUGUACAGCAUGAUCCUCUUCCAGAAAGUUAUCAGCUGGUCGAAAUAGAGUACAUCCCUGUGACAGAAUUAGUAAUUAUAAAAGAACCAGGAGAAAAGUUGGGAAUGCAUAUUAAAGGAGGACUUAGAGGUCAAAAAGGCAACCCCCUUGAUCAUACAGAUGAAGGAGUUUUUAUAUCUAAAAUUAAUUCAGGUGGAGCAGCUAAAAGAGAUGGAAGAUUAAAGGUCGGCAUGAGGUUACUAGAAGUAAAUGGAACAUCGUUAUUGGGUGCAACUCAUCAAGAAGCUGUAAACAUUCUCCGGUGCUCAGGAAAUACAAUCACUUUGGUGGUUUGUAAAGGUUAUGACAAAAAUGAAGUUGAGUCAGUAUUACCUUUAUCUGAUGGCAGAGAUUCUAAAGAAUCAAGAGUUUCACGAGAGUUUAAAGAUCCACCUACAGAUGACAUCAAAUCAUUAUCGCAAAGUAUAUCUAGCUUAGAUCGUGAUGAUGAAGAAGCUGCAACACUUAGACAAGAACAGGAAAUGAAAGCCGAGCUUGUAGCAUGGGAACAAGAAGAGAGGGAGCGAGCUUUAAUUGAACAAAGGGAAAAAUCUACUCCUGAGAAAGUUCUAGAUGUAGUGAGAGCAGCAGAAUCUCUAGUACAUAAAUCAAAUAGUCCAGUUGAUAUGGUCGUACCACCGAAGUCCCCAAGUGGUACAAAGGAUCUCAAGACUACCACGAUCGUGAUGAGUAAACAUACAUUAGCUCCACAGAAUCCAACAUGGAAAGAAAAAAUUGGAGCAUCAAUGGAUUGUUCUUCAACAAAAUCUCCGGUCUCUACUCUUACUACAACUGCAAAUUUCAAUCGUUCUGCUUCUACCCAAACAUUACCUUCCCCAAAAAAGAAGAAUUUUACAGUACCUAAACGUAGCAUUACAUUUGCUGAUCUUCCACCAGUUUCUAAAGAAAGCACGGUUGGUGUUCCCUUUUCGCCCACUGUAAGAUUUAAAUCAAUAUCCAAAGAAUUAUUCCCAUCCAUGCAUGAAACUUUUCUUACACAAUCUCAAAUAUCUUCCUAUCCAAAAAAAACUUAUCAAAACCCAGUACAAAAUACACAACCACGUUUUCAACUUCCUCCUACACCUAUGACUGCUCCUGAAUAUGUGGGGAAAUUAAAUUCUUCAACUUGCUUUAACAAACGACAGAUAGCACGCUCUGUUGAUGGAAAGGUUCAGGUUGAGCUUUCACCAACAUCAUCUCCAUCACCGUCACCAGUAAAAAUGUCAGUCAGUGAUAAGAAGAAAUUGUUUGAAAGUGCCAUGGAAGAACAUCUUAAACCUUCUCCUAAACCAGAAAAAGUAUUUAGCUUUUUAAGUCAAGAUGAAGUUGAAAAGAUGAAACAAGAAGAAGAAAAAAAAAUUGCAACGUUAACAAGAGAUGAAUUAAAAUCAUGGGCCCAACUGGAUGAAAAUGAAGGCCUUGAAGAUUUGGAAGAUACAAUAGAUCAGGAUGACAGGCGCCCUAAUAGCAGACUGAGUUCGCGAAGUUCGGUCACUCUUCUGCAGAAUGUUCCGAGCACAGUGAGGACAGCAAAGGCAGAACGUCGAUUGAAGGAGAGAAUGAUACAAGAGGGCUUGAUUUCUGAUGAAGAUGAAGAAAGUUAUUUGACUCCUGCUGAACAACGAGCUCUACGAGCAGAAAAACGUGCUGCAUGGCGGCAAGCUCGUUUAAAAUCACUUGAACAGGAUGCCCUUCAGGCUCAAAUAGUUAUUAAAAAAAUGAGCGAAAUGAUGGACACAACGGAUAAGGCAGAAACAUUGGAGGAUAGGACAGAUGCGGAUCAUAUUUCUGAUCAAGAAAAGAUUACUGAAUUCACUACGUUACGGCCAUCUAGCGCAGAUUUUCCUAAACUUGCUGUCCGCAGCAAAGUGGGUCCUCCUAAAGAAAUACGUGAAUCUGAAAAAAUAGUGGACGAGAAGGUCACUCGCCGUACUGAGGAAUAUGUGGAUGAAGUGACAGGUGAACGUCGUGUACGAACAGUCGAAUACGUCGAGAAGCUAAUUGAGCGACAGGUUGAAACUUUGAGAGAAAAAAUUAUAUCAUUGGAAUUAAGUAAUGCUGAAGAUGAAAUAGAAAGUAUAACUGGCACUGGAGCAAGUGAUGCUGAAAGUGAAAAUGAAGAACUUGCAAGCCAGCGUUCUGGUACAGAUAUGCUUCAAGAAAAAGCUGAUUCUCUUACUUCAGCAAGUGUAACUGAAGGUGCUGCAUCUAAACAAAACACAAAUAUUAUUGUUACUAUGACGAAGAAAAAAAAACGAAAACAAGGUCGAAAAAAAAAUCGACAUUGAAAAAAAAAUAGUAGGCUAAAUUAUUAAUAUUAAACUUUUACAAAGUUUGUUUAAAAAAAGACAAAACAGUUAUCAUUGUACUAUAAUAUUGUUUUUCAAGUAUUUCAUAUACACAAUUUUUUAAUCUCAUACAAUUAGAUCAUAUAUAUAAUCCAACGAUUCCUGACUUAUUAACGUAUAAUUUUUCAUAUCCAUAAUAAAUUCAUAAUUUAUAACAAUAAAUUUAUAACAACUUCAAUGUGAUUGCAUAACUUAAUUCAAUUCAAUUUUAUUAUUUUUCUUAUUUUUGUAGCUAAUGCAAUUAUUGUAAUUCUAAUUACUUUUAAGCUCAGGAAUCGCUGGUAUAAUUUACCAUGCGAUUUAUUUUAUGGCGCCUUUAACAUAUUUUUUAUUCUAAUAAUAUGCAAUAUUUGUGCACGAUUGAGAAAUUUCGUGUAAUAUCUCAAUGUAAUCUUAUCUUUAUAUAUAUAUAUAUAUAUAUUUUAAUCAUAUAUAAUUAAAUGCCAUUACAAUUAUAUUUAUUGAUACGUAUCGUCUAAACGUAUCAUUGUUAAUAUAAAAUGCCAAGAAUUUACAAAAAUAAGUUAAUAUAAUUCAUUAGGUGCAUCGAUCAUACGCAAACGUAUUUUCAUUGUUAAUAAAUUAUAUUCAUAUGAUCCAAAAAAGGAAAUUUUUGCUACUUUUUUAUACAACUAUUAAUUAUAAUUACAUACUUAUAUGUAAACAAAUGAUUAGCAAUCUAGAUUUUUAAAAUCUGGUGCAUUUUUAUAGAAGGUACUUUGUAUACAAUAUACAUAAAUCAAUGAGAAUAUGUGCAUAUAUUAUUAAUAACAUUGAUUUACAGUUCAUUAUUCUGAUUUAUAGGAAUAAAGACCUAUAUUGAAAUUUAAUAAUAUUUAAAAAAAAUAAAUACAUAUAUAGAUAUACAAAAGAAACCAAAUUAAAGUUUGCAACUAGUAUUUCAAAUAUAUUAAUAUUAUUUUGAUUUAAAAAAAUAAUAUUAUUAAUUCAAUUAAAAUUAUUCUUUAUAUUUAUAAAUUUAAUACAUUCCAUUGUCAAAUGUGCUGAAGAUCAAUGCAAUAUGAUAAAAUACUGACUAAUGUACUGCUAUUAACUAUACUUUAUUUUUGAUACAAAAUUCAUAUUCUAAAUUUGCAGGUCCACAUAGUUUAAACGUAACUACACAUUUUCUUAUACUUAUUUAUUUGAUAAUAUAUUUUAGUAAUUACAAUAAUUUCGUAUCAAUGGUAUUUAUUUACAGUCAUUAGAUAGGUAUAUAACAAACUUCUCAAUUUUGCACAUUUCAUAUGCUUGAAUAAUGUUCAAGCUUAUUAUACGUAAUAAAAUAAAAAUGGUUAAAAAAAGAUUAUAAAUCACAUAUCACAUAAUGUGAUUUAUAUAAAAUAUUUUAUUUAUUUAAAUGUAAUAUAAGUAGAUUAUA